AUGGCCGAACAACUGCGCUUCGAUGGCCAAACCGUCGUCGUGACGGGUGCCGGUGGUGGCCUGGGCAAGGCCUAUGCCACCUUCUUCGGCUCGCGGGGUGCUAACGUCGUCGUCAACGACCUGGGUGGCUCCUUCAAGGGUGAGGGCAACUCGACAAAGGCAGCGGACGUGGUCGUCGACGAGAUCAAAAAGGCCGGCGGUAAGGCCGUCGCCAAUUACGACAGCGUCGAGAACGGCGACCGCAUCAUCGACACUGCGAUCAAGGCCUUUGGCCGCAUUGAUAUCCUUAUCAACAACGCCGGUAUCCUCCGCGAUGUGAGCUUCAAGAACAUGAAGGAUGCGGACUGGGACUUGAUCAACAGCGUCCACGUCAAGGGUGCAUACAAGUGCGCAAGAGCAGCGUGGCCGCACUUCAGAAAACAAAAGUAUGGCCGCGUUAUCAACACUGCGUCUGCAGCAGGCCUCUUUGGCAACUUUGGCCAGUGCAAUUACUCUGCCGCCAAAUUGGCCCAGGUUGGCUUCACCGAGACUCUCGCAAAGGAGGGUCUUAAGUACAACAUCCUCGCCAACGUCAUUGCUCCUAUUGCAGCAAGCCGCAUGACCGAGACCAUCAUGCCCCCGGAUGUUCUCGAGAACCUGAAGCCUGACUGGAUCGUCCCGCUCGUCGCCGUUCUGGUCCACCCCUCCAACACCGAGGAGACUGGAUCUAUCUUUGAGGUUGGCGGUGGCCACGUUGCGAAGCUGAGGUGGGAGCGUGCCAAGGGUGGCCUCCUCAAGGCCGACAGCACCAUGACCCCUGGUGCUGUUCUGGCCAAGUGGAGCGAUAUCACCGACUUCUCCAAGCCCGAGUACCCGACCGGUCCGGCGAACUUUGUCGAGCUGCUCGAGGAAGCACAGAAGAUUCCUUCCAACCCGCCUGCACAGAACCCUGACUUCACGGGCAAGGUUGCACUCAUCACUGGCGGUGGUGCUGGUCUUGGUCGUGCAUAUGCUCUGCUUUUUGCAAAGUAUGGCGCGAAGAUUGUCAUCAACGAUCUGGCCGACCCGGACACUGUUGUCCAGGAGAUCCAGAAGCUUGGCGGUCAGGCAGUCGGUGUCAAGGCAUCCGCAGAGGAGGGUGAUGUUGUCGUUAAGGCCGCCAUUGACGCUUACGGCCGGAUUGACAUUAUCAUCAACAAUGCAGGUAUCCUCCGUGAUAAGGCCUUCGCCAACAUGGACGACAGCCAGUGGGAUUCGGUCAUGAACGUCCAUCUCCGUGGCACUUACAAGGUUACCAAGGCGGCCUGGCCUUACAUGCUCAAGCAGAAGUACGGCCGCAUUGUCAACACCACCUCUACCAGCGGUAUCUACGGUAACUUCGGUCAGGCCAACUACGCUGCGGCCAAGUGCGGUAUCCUGGGCUUCUCUCGUGCCCUUGCUCGCGAAGGUGCCAAGAACAACAUUUUCGUGAACACCAUCGCCCCCAAUGCUGGUACCAACAUGACCCGUACCAUCCUGCCUGAGGAGCUCGUGCAGGCAUUCAAGCCUGACUACGUUGCUCCCCUCGUCGUCGCUCUCUGCUCCGACAGCGUUCCCGACCCCACAGGCGGUCUUUACGAGGUCGGCAGUGGCUGGCAGGGCGCUACCAGGUGGCAGCGUUCUGGCGGCCACGGCUUCCCUAUCGACGUCAAGCUUACUCCCGAGGCCGUCAAGCAGGUGUGGCCCAAGAUCAUCAACUUCGACGACGGCCGUGCCGACCACCCCACCGAGCCCAACGACAGUGCUGGCAAGAUCAUGGCCAACUUCUCAAACAGAAGUGGUUCGGCGGGCGAAUCCUCCGGCGGCGAUAACGAAAUUCUCCAAGCAAUUGAGGAGGCAAAGAAGGCGAAGGCUGAAGGAACCGACUUCGUCUAUGAUGACCGUGAUGUCAUUCUAUACAACCUUGGUAUUGGCGCGAAGCGUACCGACCUGCCUCUCGUUUUCGAAAACGACGAGAACUUCCAGGUCGUCCCGACUUUCGGUGUCAUCCCGCCCUUCAAUGCCACUGCCCCCUUCAGCAUGGCUGAUGUGGUGCCCAACUUCUCUCCGAUGAUGCUUCUGCACGGCGAGCAAUAUCUCGAGAUCCGCAAAUUCCCCAUUCCGACAUCGGCCACGCUCGUGUCAUACCCGUCGCUGGUCGAGGUCGUCGAUAAGGGCAAAUCGGGCAUCAUCGUGACAGGUACCGUGACGAAGGAUAAGGCAACUGGCGAGGACCUCUUCUACAACGAGGCCACCGUCUUCAUUCGCGGCUCGGGUGGUUUCGGUGGACCCAAGAAGGGUGCAGACCGCGGCCCUGCGACCAAGGUGCACGUGCCGCCCAAGCGUGCGCCCGACGCCGUUGUUGAGGAGAAGACGACCGAGGAGCAGGCAGCCAUCUAUCGUCUCAGCGGUGACCGCAACCCGCUGCACAUCGACCCCGAAUUCAGCAAGGUGGGCGGCUUCGAGACUCCGAUCCUGCACGGCUUGUGCUUCUUCGGCAUCGCGGGCAAGCACAUCUUGAAGACGUUCGGCAUGUUCAGGAACAUCAAGGUUAGGUUCGCCGGCACGGUUUUGCCGGGUCAGACGCUCAGGACGGAGAUGUGGAAGGCAGGAAACACUGUCAUCUUCCAGGUUGUGGUGAAGGAGACUGGAAAGUUGGCUAUUGCGGGUGCGGGUGCUGAGUUGGUGGGUGCGGAGAAGGCCAAGCUGUGA
Lasiodiplodia theobromae is the source of this 2709-nucleotide messenger RNA. Its product is annotated as Peroxisomal hydratase-dehydrogenase-epimerase. The transcript has 6 exons. Lineage: Eukaryota; Fungi; Ascomycota; Dothideomycetes; Botryosphaeriales; Botryosphaeriaceae. The record is from RefSeq and is a predicted model, not a curated record. Bases 1 to 2709 code for a protein of 902 amino acids.